Molecule: messenger RNA, 1272 nt
Organism: Arabis nemorensis
Lineage: Eukaryota; Viridiplantae; Streptophyta; Magnoliopsida; Brassicales; Brassicaceae
Source: the annotation of a GenBank genome assembly
AUGGAAGAUUAUAGGGAUAAGAUCAGUCGUUUGCCAGAUGAUUUCCUCUUACCGAUAUUGUCAUGUCUUCCUACAAAAGAUGUCAUGGUGACGAGUCUUUUGUCGAAACGAUGGCGGUUUCUUUGGACAUUAGUCCCUAGGCUCAACUUUGAUCUCAGGCUACACGAUAAUAGUAGUCCAAAGUUUACAAAUUUUGUCAACAGGUUUUUGCUACUACACAAGGCUCCAACUUCGGAGAGUUUGCAUAUCAAGAUUGGUUCGAGAUGUUGUACCGCAGAGGUGGAUUUAGGGAUAUGGGUUAGAAUUGCGGUAGAUCGCUGCGUUCGUGAGCUGAAUAUCAGUUAUUGUACCGGUGAAGAACCUAUAAGAUUGCCUAUGUGCUUGUUUACUUGUAGAACGCUUUCGGUCCUGAAACUCAAAAACAUAAGCCUUGUUGAUGCCUCUUCUUAUGUUUGCUUCCAAUCUCUCAAGACUUUGCACCUUCUAGAUGUGAAGUACUUAGAUGACCGAUCACUUCCUCAGAUUUUAUCAUGCUGCUCUGCUCUCGAGGAUUUGGUUGUGCAGAGAUGCCCUGGUGACAAUGUUAAAGUCGUCACUGUUAAUGCGUUGUGCUUAAAGACUCUCUCUUUACAUAAAUCGUCGCAGGCUUUUGAAGGAGACGACGAUGGGUUCUUGAUAGUUGCCCCUAAAUUGAAGCGUCUAGACAUCGAAGACUAUUGGGGUGGCUUUUGUUACAUUGACAACAUGCCUGAGGUGGUAGAUGCAAAUGUCGAUGUUAUUUAUAAAAACACCGAGAAACUUCUGGGAUCUCUCACUUCGAUCAAACGUCUUGCGUUAUGUCUAGUCACUUCAGAUGCUGCUUAUCCUACUGGUACUAUCUUCUCCCAGCUUGUUCAUCUAGAACUAUGCACAUGUGCGCCACGGUGGUGGGAUUUACUUACCCGACUGAUUGAAGAUUCACCUAAACUACGAGUUCUUAAACUCCGCCAGAAACAUAUUCGACGUGCCCCUAGUCCCCGGGCUAGUUGGAAGCAACCUAUUACUCUUCCCAAGGGUUUGUUAUCUCAUCUUGAGACCUUCAAGUGGGAACUAUAUGAAGGAUCACAAAAGCAGAAAGAAGUGGCGACAUUCAUAUUAAAACACGCUAUUCGGUUGAAGACAGUGAUUAUCUCUCCCAAGUCCACCAGUACUCUGCUAGAGAAACAUGAGAUGCUCAAGGAGUUGUCAUCCGCGCCACGUGGUUCCAGUACAUGCGAGCUCUUGUUCGACUGA